Messenger RNA from Terrapene triunguis (Three-toed box turtle), 1311 nucleotides. RefSeq names its product collagen alpha-1(XI) chain-like. The annotation marks the transcript as partial. The record is from RefSeq and is a predicted model, not a curated record. The transcript has 12 exons. Lineage: Eukaryota; Metazoa; Chordata; Testudines; Emydidae.
CCCGAGGAUUUCUCCAUCCUGGCGACGCUGCGGGCCCGGCGGGGCAGCCAGGCCUUCCUGCUGUCGCUGUACGACGAGCGCGGGGUGCAGCAGCUGGGCGUGGAGAUCGGCCGCUCGCCCGUCUUCCUUUACGAGGACCAGGCCGGGCAGCCGGCGCCGGAGAGAUACCCGCUCUUCAGCAGGGUCAGCCUGGCCGAUGGCAAGUGGCACCGCGUGGCGCUGAGCGUGGAGGGCACCAACGUGUCGCUGCUGGUGGAUUGCGAGGCGCCCGUGACGCUGCCUCUGGAGCGUGGGCCCCGGCCCGUCGUCAGCACCGCAGGCGUCACCCUGCUGGGAACCCGGCUGCUGGACGAGGAGGUGUUCCAGGGCGAUGUCCAGCAGCUGCUGAUCUCUCCGGACCCCCGGGCAGCCCUGCACUACUGCGAGACCUACAUGCCCGGGUGCGACGUGCCGCUGCCCUACGGCCUGCUGGGCCUGUACCCCGAGGAGAGCGGGCCGGAGCCCACGGCUGCCCCCGCCCGGAGGAAGGGCAGGAAGGGCAAACGCAGGGGCAAAGGCAAGAAGAAGAGGAACAAGGAGCAGGCGGAGCAGCAGGACACCGCGCCCACCGCGGGGCCGGGCCAGGAGGCCCCGACCCAAGCAGCUCCUGCACUGGAGGCGACCCCGUCUGGGGAGGAGCACGUCACCCCGCUGCCCGGGACCGCCCCUGCCAGCACUGUGACCAUCAGCCUGAACCUGCCCGAGGCCUACGAGGACCUGGGAGAGGAGCACGGGAUCUGGGCAGACGGGGACCCCAGGGCCAACAGCACCGAACCCCCCGACUACGCCCUGAGGGAGUAUGAGGAGUACGAGGACGGGGAGCCCCCGGGCCAUGACGCCAGCCUGGAGCGCUAUGGCCCUGCCGAGCGACGGGGAACCCUGGGCCAGGCCACCCGGGGAGCCGGCCAGAAGGGGGAGAAGGGGGAGCCGGGCGCCAUCGAUCCCGGCCGGCGAUUCGACGGGCCGCCGGGAGCCCCGGGCCCAGCGGGCGAGAUGGGCCCCCCAGGACCGGUGGGGCCGGCGGGGCUGCCGGGGGACCCUGGCGAGCAGGGCCCUGCGGGGCGGCCGGGGCUGCCGGGAGCCGACGGGGGACGGGGGCCUCCGGGGACCAUGAUCAUGCUGCCGUUCCAGUUCCAGUUCGGCGGCGACUCGCCCAAGGGCCCCACCGUGUCCUUCCAGGAGGCGCAGGCACAGGCCGUCCUGCAGCAGGCCAAGCUCUCCAUGAAGGGACCCCCGGGCCCCAUGGGCUUGACCGGCCGGCCGGGCCCCCUG